AUGCAACCGGCUGACGUUACUACUCGUCCACUCCGCAACGCACGGUGGCAGCAGCCCCGCAUCAGUGGGCUUCUCCAGGCGGGGCGAGUGGGCGAGCGGCGGAAACAUGGCAGCUGCCUUGGAAAAUGAAUUAGAAAUAGACAACGAAGAUUAUUAUUCGCUCCUGAAUGUGAGGAGAGAGGCGAGCCAGGAGGAGUUGAAGUGCUCCUACCGGCGGCUCUGCAUGCUGUACCACCCAGACAAGCACAGAGACCCUGAGCUCAAGAGGCAGGCCGAGCAGCUAUUCAACCUCGUUCACAGAGCUUAUGAAGUCCUUAGUGACCCACAGUCUCGAGCCAUAUAUGACAUUUUUGGGAAGAAAGGACUGGAAGUGGAAGGAUGGGAGAUCGUGGAGAGGAAAAGAACCCCUGCAGAGAUCAGGGAGGAGUAUGAGCGCCUGCAGAGGGAGAGGGACGAGAGGAGGCUACAGCAGAGAACUAAUCCCAAGGGGACCAUAAGUGUGGGCAUAGAUGCCACAGACCUGUUUGACCGCUACGAGGAGGAUUUUGAGGAAAUGCCGGGAGGAGGGUUCCCACACAUUGAGAUCAACAGGAUGCACAUAUCACAGUCUAUCGAGGCCCCCUUAACCACCACAGACACAGCCGUCCUCUCAGGCUCUCUGACCACACACAACGGUAAUGGCGGAGGUAAUAUCAACCUGUGUUUGCGACGGGUCACCUCUACAAGGGGUUGGGGAGAGCUGGAGUUUGGGGCAGGAGACAUUCGGGGACCUCUUUUUGGAAUGAAAGUCUUCCGGAAUGUGACCGCACGCUGCUUUGUGACCGCUCAGUGCGGCAUGCAGUUUUCCUCACGUGGCGUGCGGCCCAGUGCCAGCACCAUGAUGGCUCGGCACUUGGACCAGAAUACUAUGGGUUACCUGCAGUGGCGUUGGGGCAGUGAAUCAGCCAUGACCACCAGCAUUGUACGAGACACCAAGACCAGCCAUUUCACCCUGGCCCUACAGCUUGGUGUGCCCCAUUCGUACUUGAUGAUGAGCUAUCAGUACAAAUUCCAAGAUGAAGACCAGACCAAGGUCAAGGGUUCUGUCAAGACUGGCUUCUUUGGGACAGUGGUGGAAUAUGGCGCAGAGAGGAAGAUCAGCAGGCAUAGUGUGCUGUCAGCAACAGUCACCAUUGGGGUACCCCAAGGAGUCUCCCUUAAAAUCAGGUUGAAUCGGGCCAGUCAAACCUACCUCUUCCCCAUCCACCUGACAGACCAAAUUUUACCCAGCGCUGUAUUUUACGCCACUGUGGGCCCUGUUGUCGUCUAUUUAGCAGUUCAGAAACUUAUAAUCACACCUUAUGUACGCGCCCAGAAGGAACAGGAGCUGGAGAAGCAAAGAGUCGACUCUGCUUCAGAUAUUGCCAAGAAGAAGCACGAGGCCGAAUCUGCAGUGUUGCUAAUGCAAGAGUCAGUGAGAAGAAUCAUUGAAGCAGAGGAGUCCAAAAUGGGUCUUAUCAUCUUAAAUGCCUGGUAUGGCAAGUUUGUGACUGACAACAGCCAGAAACAGGAGCGGGCAAAGGUCAUUGAUGUGACGGUGCCUCUGCAGUGCCUGGUGAAGGAUUCCAAGCUCAUCCUCACUGAGGCUUCAAAGGCUGGUUUGCCUGGAUUCUAUGACCCAUGUGUCGGUGAGGAAAAGAGCCUGAAGCUGCUGUACCAGUUCCGGGGUGUCAUGCACCAAGUGCUGUCCGGAGACACCGAAGCCCUUAGGAUACCCAAGCAAUCACAUAGAAUAGAUGCAGAGACGUAGAAGUCUUCGUUGCAACAUGGACAGAUUCAAGAAACCGUAAAGGGACAGAUGAAGGGACAGAAGGACGUCAAAGUGAAGAGAAAUCUGAGGGUUGUCCACUUCAUUUCAUCUGAUGUCGUUGAGUAUGUGUAACCCCGCCCCCCUUUUUUCUUUUCCCUAUAUCCCACAACAGAUCCAUGGUCAGUAGAUCAUAGAGUAUCAUUCAGUGCGCAGUUCUGGGGUAGAGUUUCAGCUGAGUAAUUGUACGCUCCAGGCUGGAGUGUGGAGCAAUACUUCCUCUGUUUGCUCCCUGCUCAUUGUGCUGUCUGGCAAACGGACCACUUUGGUCUUUUGCGGCCUCCUAAGUGGGAGUGAUGUAAAAAUGAGUGUUAUGUGCAAAUAA
This is a messenger RNA of Colossoma macropomum (tambaqui), 2171 nucleotides long. RefSeq names its product dnaJ homolog subfamily C member 11 (gene dnajc11b). Gene Ontology annotation, biological process: cristae formation. Bases 107 to 1789 code for a protein of 560 amino acids. NCBI's taxonomy places the organism in Eukaryota, Metazoa, Chordata, Actinopteri, Characiformes, Serrasalmidae. The record is from RefSeq and is a predicted model, not a curated record. The transcript is spliced from 16 exons.